Molecule: messenger RNA, 948 nt
Organism: Cuculus canorus (common cuckoo)
Lineage: Eukaryota; Metazoa; Chordata; Aves; Cuculiformes; Cuculidae
Product: olfactory receptor 4S2
Exons: 1
Coding region: 16-948 (310 amino acids)
Biological process (GO): G protein-coupled receptor signaling pathway
Cellular component (GO): membrane
Molecular function (GO): G protein-coupled receptor activity; olfactory receptor activity
Source: RefSeq, a predicted model, not a curated record
GCCCAAACGAUUCACAUGGAGAACACAAGCAAUGUGAAGGAAUUCAUUCUUCUGGGCCUCUCAGAGAAUCAAGGGGUGCAGAAAAUAUGUUUUGUGAUGUUCCUCUUCUUCUACACGAUUAUUGUGUCAGGAAAUCUGCUCAUCGUUAUCACUGUAACUAGCAGUCAGCGUCUGAACUCUCCCAUGUAUUUCUUCCUCUGCUACCUGUCCUUUGUAGAUAUCUGUUACUCUUCUGUCACAGCUCCCAAAAUGAUUGCUGACUUUCUUGUUGAAAAUAAAACCAUCUCCUUUGUGGGCUGCAUCACACAGCUCUUUGGGGUCCAUUUCUUCGGCUGCACGGAGAUCUUCAUCCUCACAGUGAUGGCCUAUGAUCGCUAUGUUGCCAUCUGCAGACCUCUCCACUACACCACCCUCAUGACCAGGCGUACGUGUGGCCGGAUGGUGCUCGGCUCCUGGGUAGGAGGCUUCGUGCACUCCACAGUGCAGACCCUUCUAACCACUCAACUUCCCUUCUGUGGCCCAAAUAAAAUUGACCACUACUUCUGUGAUGUCCACCCUCUACUACAACUGGCCUGUACCGACACCUAUGCCGUGGGUAUCAUUGUUGCUGCUGGUGGAGCGAUAGCUCUGAGCUGCUUCUUCAUCCUGGUCAUGUCCUACAUAGUCAUCUUGGUCUCCUUGAAAAGUCAAACAUACGAAGGGCGACAAAAGGCCCUCUCCACCUGCGGGUCCCAUAUCACUGUGGUGAUACUGUUCUUUGGGCCAUGUACGUUUGUCUACAUACGUCCAUCCAGCAACCUCCUGGAGGACAAGAGCGUGGCAGUGUUUUACACUGUCAUCACACCCAUGUUGAACCCACUCAUCUACACACUGAGAAAUGAGGAGGUGAAGAGUGCCAUGAAAAAACUGUGGAGUAAAAAAUUAGGAAGUGAAGUUGGAAAGAUGUAG